CCGUGACCCCGGAAGCAGUCUUGGGAGGCCUUGGAGGCAAGAUGUCGGCGCGGGGAGCGCUCGGCUCCAUGUGCCGGCGUCUCUGGCAGGGUUCAAGGAAUUUUUCUGUAAACCCUUCUAAGAGCAGUACAGCCAGAAAUGGUGGCUUUCUCCUCACUACCAGUAUGAAAUGGGUACAGUUUUCAAACCUACACGUUGAUAUUCCCAAGGAUUUGACCAAACCUAAGAUAACCAUCUCUGAUGAACCAGAUACAUUAUAUAAGCGCCUAUCAGUUUUAGUAAAAGGCCAUGAUAAGGCUGUAUUGGACAGUUAUGAAUAUUUUGCAGUGCUUGCUGCGAAAGAACUUGGUAUCUCUAUUAAAGUACAUGAACCUCCAAGGAAAAUAGAGCGAUUUACUCUUCUCAAAUCAGUGCAUAUUUUCAAGAAGCACAGAGUUCAGUAUGAAAUGAGAACACUUUACAGAUGUUUAGAGUUAGAACAUCUAACUGGAAGUACAGCAGAUGUCUACUUGGAAUAUAUUCAGCGUAACUUACCUGAAGGAGUUGCCAUGGAAGUAACAAAGACCAAAUUAGAACAGUUACCAGAACACAUCAAGGAGCCAGUCUGGGAAAUGGUACCAGAAGAAAAAGAAAGCAAGUCCUAAAAUCUCAGCGAGUCUGCUGGUGCUGGCCUUUGACCCAAUAAGAGGUCAGAAAUGUAUGUUGAGAUAGAGAGGCUCGACCAUGAGUCUACCUGACCGCUCCAUGCAGCCUGCGUGACCGCACAUGUCCUGAUCAGCUCACAGCAAGGGGCCGAACGAACUUAAGUGACACACUGGACUAGAAUGAAAAACCACUUGACCUGUUCUUCUGUACACUCAUCCUUUCAGUUCUGAUUUUAACAAAUGUGAGCAAACCACUUUGACUGCUGUGCACUAAGAGAAUCGAGUUUGUAUUUUGGUACUCUAUACUGUUCAGUAAUUAGAUCGUGCUAAUUUUAAUCUGUAUCAUUUCAUCUGAAAGUCAAUCUUUGAAAUAUUCCUUACACACAUUUUCCCUUUUGAGCCACCUAGACGGAACCUUCAGUUAACUUGGUUAGUUUAACACCGAACAGUUAAAGUUCUUCCCAUUUACCGCAGUGCUAGCUGGCAAAUGCUAGUUUGGGGAUUGUAACCUCCAAAUUUUACCUCAUUUAAGCGUGACGUUCUUGAACAUGAAUGUAGUGGGCAGCAUCUCACGCACUGAACUCCUCUUGUGGCCCAGACCCUCACCAGGCCACUGAGAAGGCUCACUGUUAUGGAAUCUGAGCUCUCAAGAAAUCACUGUAUCACCUUUUUCAUCCUGUGAUUCAUUCACUCAGGAGGCUUUUGUUAACUCUGUAACCAGCACUGUAGAAAAUACCAAACAGUAAAUGGAAAUAAUGGCUUUUGAAAACUGUACAGGGCACAGAUAAAUAUUUUUCCUUAUUAAACCCCAUGUUGACAAGGC
Neogale vison (American mink) is the source of this 1467-nucleotide messenger RNA. It is a transcript of the gene MRPS10, whose product is annotated as mitochondrial ribosomal protein S10. The record is from RefSeq and is a predicted model, not a curated record. Gene Ontology annotation, cellular component: mitochondrial small ribosomal subunit; mitochondrion. Bases 42 to 644 code for a protein of 200 amino acids. NCBI's taxonomy places the organism in Eukaryota, Metazoa, Chordata, Mammalia, Carnivora, Mustelidae. The transcript has 7 exons.